UACACGAAUAAACAUUGAAAUCCUAAUCCUUGGUCUUGGAGAGAAAAGGAGGCAAUAUGAAUGGUGCACGAAGUUCAGCCGAAAAGAACAGACUUCUGCACUAUCAGCAGCAAAGGACGACGAAGAAAACGCCGACGAUUUCGAACGUUCUAGUAUUUCUGAUGCUAUGUAAUAGUCAUUGGCCGGCUUCCUUCAGAAAUUUCCCCAAAUCUCUAUUGACAUAUUAUUUUAUCUUGUUUAACAUUCAGUGAACGACAAAGUAAUAUUUCCUGAAUGAAUUCCCGCGUUUUUGUCGGGUAUUCUUCGUCUUGAAUCGGAUUUCUGAGUCAUUAAAUCGUGCAACAAGUUGUGGUAUUCUAUAGUAUAUCUAUAUUAUAUAUUCGAAAAGAAAGAAGAAAUAUUCUUGCAGAAAUAAGUACUGUAAGAGAAGAUCCUUAGCUUAAAUCAGAGGAAGGAAGGAAGACGAAUUGAUUGAUUGAAUUGAUUGACAAGGAAUUUUUCGACGGAAACUUGAAAAAUGGCGAAAAGCAUGAAUUCCUUGAUGGAUGGUUUUAAGAUUGGGGAUUUGAUGAAUAAAGAUGGAAUGAUGUUUGAAAUUGGAAGUGAUGAUGUUAAUAACAAUGAGGAGGAUGAAGAAUUUUCAUAUUCUUCACAUGUACAAUUUAGUAAUGAAGAGAUGUUAAAUAUGUUAAACAUGAAUGAUUUUGAAGAUGAAGAGGAGGAUGAGAAAGAAACUGUAUCACUCUGUGGUAUAAGCUUUUCAAAGCUGAAAACAAAGAUGACGAGCUUAAUUCCAAAUGGAAAAGUCAUGAAAUAUGUUAAACAGAAAGGUACUGGAGAACUUAUACCAAAUAAUGCUCAAGCGAUUAUCCAUUAUAUUGGAUAUUUUGAAUACAGAGAUGAGCCUUUUGAUUCUACUUACUCUGUUGGGAAACCAAGAUCAUUGCGUUUAGGCCAGAGUUUUAUUAUACCUGGUUUAGAAAUUGGUGUACGUUCUAUGCAAAAGCAUGAAAUAGCAGUAUUUUUGAUACAUCCUGAUUAUGCUUACAAGGCUGUUGGUUGUCCACCACGUAUUCCACCUAAUGAAGAAGUGGUCUUUGUUGUUCAUUUAGUUGAUUAUAUUGAUGAUGGCUGUGCGCAAACAUAUCAAAAUCUUACCGACGAGGAGAAACAAUUAUUUAAAUAUGUGGUACAGCCUGUGAAACAUAUGUUUGUGACUGCCAAAGGUUAUUGUACAAAAUUUAACUACAAACAGGCGAUACGAGAAUAUAGAAAAAUUACUGAUUGUUUGGAAUCAGUCAAGUUAAAUGAUGAUUUAGAAGAAAAAGAAAUGAAUGAAUUACUCUCACGAGCUUAUACCAACCUUGGAGUUUGUCAUAACAAGGAAAACAUGCCUACUAAAGCUUGCUUAGCUUUAAGGAAAGUUGCAAAACCAACAGCUAAAAGCUAUUAUCAGUAUGGAAAAGCUUUGCUGAGUAUUGGAGAAUAUAAUGAAGCAAUGAACGAGUUCCAGAAAGCUUGGGUGUUAGAACCGCACAAUGAUUCUAUUAAAAAAGCAAUUCGGACAACAAAUUUGAAACAGCGUGAGUAUCUGGAAAUAGAGAAACGCUUGUGGAAAAAUUGCUUCAGAUCCAAGGAAGAACAAAUAAAAGUUAAUGAAUUUCGAAAAGCCGCUCGCGAUUUGUGUGAAAAAUUUAUCAAUAAUAAUGAUGUAGUGAGACAAAAUCUCUCGGAGGGUUUUACAAAAGAAGAAUAUGAAAUUAUACGUGAGGAAGCAGCUAUAUUAGGAUUAAAUGUUGUUACGUCUAUUAGAUAUGGCAAAGAAACUGUAUUUCUUCAAAAAAGCAGAUCAUAA
This is a messenger RNA of Atta colombica, 1855 nucleotides long. RefSeq names its product inactive peptidyl-prolyl cis-trans isomerase FKBP6-like (gene shu). Bases 518 to 1855 code for a protein of 445 amino acids. Gene Ontology annotation, molecular function: peptidyl-prolyl cis-trans isomerase activity; protein binding. NCBI's taxonomy places the organism in Eukaryota, Metazoa, Arthropoda, Insecta, Hymenoptera, Formicidae. The record is from RefSeq and is a predicted model, not a curated record. The transcript is spliced from 6 exons.